Saprolegnia diclina VS20 is the source of this 771-nucleotide messenger RNA. RefSeq lists its product as hypothetical. The transcript is spliced from 2 exons. Gene Ontology annotation, molecular function: ubiquitin binding. The coding region runs from base 1 to 771 and encodes 256 amino acids. Gene Ontology annotation, biological process: Golgi organization; nuclear membrane reassembly; autophagosome assembly. Lineage: Eukaryota; Oomycota; Saprolegniomycetes; Saprolegniales; Saprolegniaceae. The record is from RefSeq and is a predicted model, not a curated record. Gene Ontology annotation, cellular component: cytosol; nucleus.
AUGAACGUCUUCGGCUUUGGCAACCUGCGCGACCGUGCCGCCAACGAUGACAGCGACAGCGACGAAGAGAAGCAGUCGUACUACACUGGUGGCACCAACUCGACGGGGGGUGGCAGUGGGCUGAGCGUCUAUGGCAACCCCACGGGCGGCCCUCCGAGCAUUGACAACAUCAUCUCCCGCGCCCAGCAGCAAGGCGCCCAAGGCGAUGCGUCGGCGACGCCGUCGCACGUCAUCACGUUCUACGCCGAUGGCUUUACAGUCGAUGACGGUGAAUACCGACGCCGCGAUGACGAGAACAACCGCGAGUUCUUGACUGCGAUCGAGCGGGGUGUCGUGCCUCGGGAGCUUGAAGCGCUGCACUCGCGCGGCCAGCACGUCGACAUUUCGCUCGUCGACAAGCGCACGCAGCAGUACAAGGAGACGGCCAAGCCCAAGUACGCUGCGUUCGCUGGCGAAGGCCAAACUAUGGGCGCGACCAAGGUCGAAGCGGCUGCGAUUGUCAGCGAUGCGCCCACCACACUUGCGCCCGUCGACACGACGCAGCCGACCACGGUGAUUCAGAUCCGUCUCGCCAACGGCGGCCGUGUGCGCGAGACGUUCAACACGACACACACCGUGCGCGACAUCCACGCCGUGCUCCACCGCGAAGGCGCGACCGGCCAAGCGUACGUGCUCAUGGCCGGGUUCCCGCCCAAGCCGCUCGUGGGCAUGGACGAGACGCUCCAGGAAGCAGGACUACUCGGCGCUGCGAUCACGCAAAAGUGGGCCUAA